This is a messenger RNA of Caenorhabditis angaria, 3503 nucleotides long. The record is from the annotation of a GenBank genome assembly. NCBI's taxonomy places the organism in Eukaryota, Metazoa, Nematoda, Chromadorea, Rhabditida, Rhabditidae.
AUGGCUGGUGAGAUGCUAAUUUUUGUCCCUUGUAAACUCAUGAUUUUCCAGAGAAUGCACUCUAUUUCGACAAAGGAAAAUCCAACAACAACAAUACAACGAAAACCAAUACUACAUCAACAAUGCUGCCAAAUACUCUGGAUUUUGGAAGAUUGUCAUCGAAUUCGGGCACAAAUCGCAAGAAAAAGGGAAAAUCGAGAUCGAGAAGACCUUCUACUUCAUCAGCACCUUGUAAAACUGUGUCAUCGGAAGAAUUGACGGGUGGAUCUGCUGGAACUGCUGAGAAGAUUGUUGAGUGUGAUCCGUGGAUUGAGAGUUGGUCGAAGAAGUUGGUGACUAGAGAAUGGUAUCAUGGUGUUAUGCCGAGAGAGGAUACGAAUAGCUUGUUGAAGGUAAUGAGGAAUUUUGAAAUGUUCUCAUAAAACUGCAAAUCUCAACGUCUAAUAUGAGUUAUGUCGUGGCAAGAUUGGAAAAUGUCGAAAAUUGUGAUCUUUAGAGGGUUAUAACUAGCUUCCACUAUGGAUUUCAAUAAAAUAUCGAGUCGCAAGCUGGUUGUACAAUAAAAAUUUUCCAGAAUUUUCCAACUUUGCCACGUCAUAACUCAUAAUAGAAACUGAGUUUUGCAAUUUUCAUGAUCAGUGGGUCGAAAAUUACCAGAAAAUCCUGCUCUGAAACUGCUUGAAAUUGUGAAAAUCCCAGAAUUUUCAGUCAAUUUCAAGCAGUUUCAGAAAGACGCGGAAGCUAUGCUCAAAUUUUGAAUUUGAUAUUUUCUAGUGAUUUUCGACCAGCUAAUCACGAUAUCGUUGUCAAAAACUGCAAAACUCAACUCAUGAGUUAUGACGUGGCGAAGCUGGAAAAUUUAAAUAAAAAUCGUGACUUUGGGAGAAAUUGUUUGCUCCAGAAGUCACGAUUUAUCAUAAUUUGGCACGUCAUAACUCAUGUUGAGCUUUGCGAUUUUUGACAACUGUCUAAAAUUACUAAAGAAUCCUGCUCUGAAACUGCUUGAAAUUGUGAAAAUCCCAGAAUUUUCAGUCAAUUUCAAGCAGUUUCAGAAAGACGCGGAAGCUAUGCUCAAAUUUCCAAUUUUUCCAGAAAGAUGGUGAUUUCCUCGUCCGCCGAACAACCGAAAAAUCCAAAAUCAUAUUCUGUCUCACUGUUUUUCACGAAAAAGAGCCCCGUCAUUUUGUGCUCCUGAAUGUCAAUGGAUUUUGGACUUUGAAAGGGCUCGAAACAUCGGAAAGAUUUGAAGAUUUGGUUGAAUUGCUCAAUUAUUUGACAUCAAAACGAAAACCACUUUUGCCAAAUAAUAAUGUGAUUUUGGUGAGAGCAAUAUCUCGAUCAAAAUUCUAUAUUCUACACGAUGAUAUUUUAUUGACUGAUAAAUUGGGAAGUGGUGCAUUUGGACAAGUUUGGAAAGGAAAAUGGAAAAGGAUGAAUGAAGGAGAAGAAGUUCAAGUGGCUGUGAAAAGAUUGAAAGAGGGAAAUGUGAAAAAGGCAAUGUUGAAAGAAUUUGUCAGAGAAGCGAAAUUAAUGAUGAAUUUGUCGCAUCCAAAUUUGGUUAGAUUUGUUGGAAUUGCACCAACUGAAGAGCCAUUGAUGAUAUUGUUGGAAUUGGCGGGAAAUGGAUGUUUGAAGAGUCAUUUGAAGAAGGAGAAUAGUAGAAAUACUGUGACAUUUGAUGAUUUGGCAAAGUUUUGUAUUGAUACUGCAAGAGGUAUGACAUAUUUAGCAUCGAAAAUGGUUAUUCAUCGAGAUGUUGCCGCUAGAAAUUUGUUGCUUGGUGAUAAUAUGGAAGUGAAAAUAUCCGAUUUUGGAUUGGCGAAAUGUGGAAAAGCUGAAGUGAAAUGCACCAAACUCAAAGUUCCCAUCCGCUGGCUUGCACCUGAAUCAAUUGAUACUUUGGUGUUCACCACGAAAUCUGAUGUUUGGUCGUUUGGUGUGACGAUUUGGGAGAUUUUGGCGUAUUGUUCCAGCGAUCCGUUUCCUGGUUUAACAAAUGCGGAAGCGAAGGAUAUUAUUCGAACAAAAAGUCCACCAAUGGAUGCACCAAUUGAUACACCAAAACAUAUUGCCGCAAUUAUGUAUGAUUGUUUUGCCAAAAAACCGGAGUUUCGCCCGAGUUUUAUGGAGAUUUUGAAGAAAUUAUCGCCGGAUGAAGAUAUUGAGGUGUUUAAGAGAAAUACACCAUUAGAACCGAUUUCGUCGAAAUCUGAAAGUGGAAGAAAACAAAAGAGGAAGAAGAAGUAUGGAAGUUCGGGAAGAACUAGAGAAGAUACCAGAGAGGAUUGGUAAGAUUUUUGAUUUUUUUUUUUGCUUUAAACAAAAUUGUUUUUUUAGAUGGCUGUGAUGAAGAGAAUACGAGAUCCUUUACCUUUUUUACAUGAAGAUUUUUAUUUUUGAAAAAAAUUAAAUUUGAAUUCGUUAUUACUGUAAUGUGAAGCACUAAAACGCCAAAAUUUCAAAUUUAAGUAAUUUUCAACAAAAUUCUCUUGAAAAAAAUCCCGUGAAUUUUCACAAAAUUUUUACGUUUCACAAAAUUUUCAUAGAAAUUUAGAAAAAUCAAUUUUUGAUAUUUUGAUGCAUAGGAGCUUUCAGCAAAAAUACCCAAUAUUAGAAUUGUCUGGCGCCAAAAAUCAAGGAAUACUGUCUGUAGCUCAAAAAUAUUUUGAAAUAUUUUUGCUCCAAAAUUGCCACGUGGCACAAAAGCUACAAAAACCCCUAGGCUAUAAAAAAAUAAAAUUUCAAAUUUAAAAUGUUUUUAUUAUGGGGCUAUUCAGCGAAAAAAAAAAUGUUUUCUCAACGGGAGAAAAGCGGAGAAAACCUAUUCAAGUCGGUUGAGAAAACAUAAAAAUCAAACACUUGAAACACACAAAUUGCGACGAGACCCAACGAAAAACAACAUGUUCCUUUAAGAUACUGUAGAAAAUCGCAACGGGACCAAUUUACAGUAAUGCAAAAGGUCAAAGGAACAUGUUGUUUUUCGUUGGGUCUCGUCGCAAUUUGUGUGUUUCAAGUGUUUGAUUUUUAUGUUUUCUCAACCGACUUGAAUAGGUUUUCUUCGCUUUUCUCCCGUUGAGAAAACAUUUUUUUUUUCGCUGAAUAGCCCCAUUAUCGUAAUUAAUUCAACUUUGCUUGGAUCACACAAUAUAAGGAAUAUCUUUGAACUUUUCUGUCUCUUUUGGUUGAUUUUUAUAAUUUUUUGCAAAUAAAAUUAUUAUUUGGUACGGUAGAAUUCAAAGGAACAUUGAAAACACACAGGGUCUCGAUAACCCGCAAAUAUUUUAUCUUUUCAAAAAAAAAAUUGUUUUUUUGUUCUCGAAAAAAACACGUGAAAAACGUGUAACGCUGCUGGAAAAACCCAUUUUUGGAUUAUCUGAAGCAAGAAUAAGGUGAGUUGGUUUUUCAGGUCGAGUUUUGAUGAAAAUCAAAGCAUUUUUCAGGGAAAAUCGAGAAAAGUCGAAGAAUUACUGCAAAUCUUGGUGGAAAUCGCUGAAAUGUCUUGA